AUGUCUUCUGAUGCCUUCACCAACAUUGGCGAGGCCGAGUUACGACGCUAUGCCGCGUGCUGGUUGGGGUCGGAGCUGGCUGCUCAAACCAACUGGGAGGCCUCGCACAAGCUGUUCGACCCUGAGGAGAAGAUGAAGAUGGCCUCAUUCAAGCAGGUCACCCAGCGUAUGCUCAAGGCGUACAAGGACAAGGCCAGCACCACUGGCGACGCCGGUGACAACGACGAAGUUGGUGACGGUGCAGACGACGACUCCGCCACCGCCAAGAAGAAGACCGCCGCCCCGAAGAAGAAGGCUGCCAGCCCAAAGAAGCGCAAGGUGAAGACCGAAGGCGAUGAGGAGGAGAACGCUGAGGGUGAAGGUGACGGUUCCGUGGAGCCACCAGCCGCGAAGAAGCCAAAGGCCUCUCCCAAGAAGCGCAAGACCGCCGCCGAGAAGAAGGCCGAGGUGGCUGAAGCCGCCGCCGCGAAGACUGCCGCGGAUGCUAAAGCUGCUGCUGAGAAGACCGCUGCUGAUGCCGAAGCUGCAGCCGCGGAGACUGCCGCUGAUGCUGAAGAGGCUGCUGGCGCUGAGGCUGAGGGUGACGCUUCGCUCCCCGACGCAUUGUCGAAGUCAUUCCACUGGAAAGCUCGAUCAGCCAGCUCCCCUUCGACGCAGCUACGCAUUCUCCAGACCGUCUUUGGCGAGUCGAUCAUACGAAGAAAACGCUCGGCCAGAGCUCCUGCCAUGCCGAUCAUCUCCAGCGCUGGCGGCGCGUACAUUGUUGAGUUGCGCGAUCCCAUACAGGAGCCAUUGACAAAGCAUUUGGGCACCAGAGUCGGCGUCUAUUAUGGAGUAUUGCUGAAGACGCCGGUGCCGGUAGACUUCAAAGCAGAGGCUAAGAAGAAGGUCGGCCACCUGGCCAGGUUCCUUCCGCCGGAUGAGAAGCAAGUAAAGGAGCAAGCAGGGAUGCCAGAAUGGGUGCGCCGCAGGGCUCUUCGUUGGUGCGAGGCGCAUGAUUCGGAGCCGGAAAACAGCGAGAGUCCAGGAGAUGGGAAGGCCACGAUGCCACUUGAUAUUGUGGUCAAAGUCUUCUCCGUGCUCGGAUAUGGAAGGUCGCACGCCGAUCACGAGGUAGCGGCACUCAAAGCGCUGACGGCGAAGGAAUGCCAGUACACCCCGACUUAUUUUGGCAACUUCGUGCUGGGCCCAGAUCACUACGUCCUGAUGAGUCUGCUACCCGGUGCCUCCCUCGACAAGAACGAAAGCUGGCGCCACGACGAGAAGAACGUGAGAGCAGCGUUCGACCGCGCUAUCAAAGCCGUGCAUGACUGCGGUAUUGCCAGCAAGAGUACAAAUCGGCGUAACGUUCUCUGGGAUGAGAUCCAAGGAAAGUGUUACAUUGUCGACUUCGAGCGGACAGAGUGGAGUCAUCCUCAAGAUGAGAACAUGGCGAGGCUGGCAAGACAGAGGUGGAUCAAGCGGGGCUGGGAGUCUUUUGACCACUGGACGGCUCAGUAG
This is a messenger RNA of Zymoseptoria tritici IPO323, 1500 nucleotides long. RefSeq lists its product as uncharacterized. The record is from RefSeq and is a predicted model, not a curated record. The coding region runs from base 1 to 1500 and encodes 499 amino acids. The transcript is spliced from 5 exons. Lineage: Eukaryota; Fungi; Ascomycota; Dothideomycetes; Mycosphaerellales; Mycosphaerellaceae.